GCGCACUGACCCCAGCGGGCCCUAGCAACCAGAGCAGUGACGGUAGCAACCGCCGGAAUGGCGAAAGCAACAACAAUCAAAGAGGCCCUGUCCAAAUGGGAAGAAAAGACUGGUCAGAAGCCAUCUGAUGCCAAAGAAAUAAAGCUGUAUGCUCAGAUUCCCCCCAUUGAGAAGAUGGAUGCAUCUCUGUCCACACUCGGUAACUGCGAGAAGCUUUCCCUGUCUACAAACUGCAUUGAAAAAAUUGCCAACCUGAAUGGCCUAAAAAACUUGAGGAUUUUGUCCUUAGGAAGAAACAACAUAAAGAACCUAAAUGGACUGGAAGCAGUAGGAGACACGCUAGAAGAACUGUGGAUCUCCUAUAAUUUUAUUGAGAAGUUGAAAGGGAUCCAUGUAAUGAGGAAACUGAAGAUUCUCUACAUGUCUAAUAACCUGGUAAAAGACUGGGCUGAGUUCCUGAAGCUGGCCGAACUGCCAUGCCUGGAGGACCUGGUGUUCGUCGGCAAUCCCCUGGAGGAGAAGCAUUCUGCCGAGGGCAACUGGAUUGAUGAAGCUACCAAGAGAGUGCCCAAGCUGAAGAAGCUGGACGGUACUCCCGUAAUUAAGGAUGAUGAAGAGGAGGAAAGCUAAGACUAUACUCUCCAUUCUGUGUUAAUUUAUUUAAAUGUUAUGAGAAAAAUAGAUAAGUUUUGUAUAAUUGUCUAUUUUAAAGAUUUUGUGGGCAGAGUUCUUAUAAAACACAUCUCUCACUUCCAUCCUUAAAAAAAACCUAUUCAGUGUUUCUCCCUCAAACUAGUAGCACCAACUUUAGUCCAGUCCACCUUUGGAAACUACAAAUGUCCUGGUUUGUCCAGUUACUUAUGUCACCUGUCUCCUAGUAUUUACAGACCAGUCAUUUUUAACGGCAAGGGGACCUGUUAUUUGUACUCAGUUGCUUAGUAUUUUUUUAGCCCAGGCAUUUUAAAGAUAGACUUUCCCAUCCAUAGAAGGUUCAGACCCUUAUAACUCAGAAGCACAAAUGCAGCCCCUCUUUGCUUCAGAAGCAGCGUGGUGAUAGGACACAUUCCCAUUAGAACAUGGCGGCACCUAGAUGCAGGAGUCCAACAUCAGUUGGAAACACUGGUCAGAAAAGGAAGAAUGGCUGUCAUGGCGUCUUCUUGGCUCAUGGUCUAUUUUCUUCUUUUUCUAAAAAUGUGUGCACUGUCAGCUGGAAUUUAGGUUGUGCUACAUGGAUGGCUGCUGAAGUCAUUAUGUACAACCAGAGACCCCAUGGUCCCCAUCAGUGGCUAACGCAACUGGCAGGACCAUUCCUUGAUAGUACUGCAACUACAUCAACCCUUGUGGACCUUGCUUUAUGCAGAUUUUUAAAAAUAAUUUCUCAUGUGUUUAAAGCAGUAGUCAAUAGUCCUAAGUAUCUACCAUUGAGGUUUCUAAAACCUUUACCCUAAUGAUUUACACUGGUACCCUUUGCUUUAUAAGGGUAUACACUUAAAGACUGAUUUGGUACCUAUAGAUAAAUGAAAGAGUAUUUCAAAAUAUAUUUUUGAGAAGAUCUAAGUGAAACAGCUUUUAAAGUGUAUUGUGUAAGUGGUGUGGGGGAGAGAGAAGUGUUUUGGGAGGGACCCCAGGGAAAUGGCAAUACGUUGCAGAUUGUCUCCUGUGGAAUGCUGUAGGUGUCUUAACCUCAGAUCUGCAAAGCAAUAGACAAGUGUGAAGAUUAUUAUAAUUUAUCAUGUAAGAAAAAUAUUCUGAAAAAUGUAAAAUGUCAUCAGUACCAGAUGAAGUCUCUAGUGGGCCAUGUUAGAAUCACUGACUGAUUGCAGAGAGAAAGUCAGGAACCCCUGCCAAACUGUGCCUACAGUCUCAGCCAGAGGCUGCUGAUUCUGGUCCCCGUCUCCGUGUGUUUCUCCCUGUAAGUUAUCACAGUGAAGGGGGCAGAAUCUUUUUUUUUUUUAAUGAUUAUAUAAGUAGUCUUGGUUUGAGAACUUAUCAUUUCAGUAAAAGUGACUCGAUUUCUAUAAGAGUCACACUGGUCAGAAGGGACCACUGCUUUGACAAUCAAGUCUAAAUCCAUACUAGAAUGCCUGGGUGUGGGCUGGAGAGACAGCGCAGAGGCUAAGAGUGCCUGUUGCUCAGGAUCUGAGUUUGCUUCCCAGUACCCACGUGGAGGCUCACAGCCUCCUGGAACUCCAGGGGACCUGAUGCCUAUUCUGGCCUCCCUGGUGCCAGGUACACACAUGUUGCACAUACAUACAUGGAGACAAAACACUAAAUACAUAAUAAAUGUUUAAAGAAUAUCUAGUCUAAUACCUUAUACUCACUCCUUUUUAGCUUUUCUGAUGGGGAGAAACUUUACCCUGACUGGCUUAAACAUCAGAUUGGCAUUUCUCUUGUGAGCAACAGUGGUGAGACUUCCUUGGUGGUGCAGAAGGCCUAUAAGCUGAGGGGACACUGUUAUGGUUUCUUGUAGUUUACACAGGCAAGUCCUGUUACCACUGAUGCUGUGCUUCCUGAAAUGUACCUGGGAGUGAGGAUGAGAAGUGGAUGGCUUCACACUGGCUCUGUGAAGUGACUUACAGAUGAGUGUUUGUUUCCAAAUUCUGUAGUUGGGAAACACCCCUCCCCCAUUUCUUAAUGUCUUUUAAUCACUGAUGGUUCUCAGAGGUGUGCAAGGUGCUUUUCUGUGUCCAUUUCACACAAAAACAUUCUCAGCUCCUCGCCACAAAUAUUGGAAUGACUUUAAUAUGUCUGUUCCUGGAAUUAAAGCCAAAAUGCAUUCAAUUUGAAAGUGGAAGGCCAGCCUAGUCUACAGAGCAAGUUCUAGAAUGGCCAAGGCUACACAGAGAAACCCUGUCUUAAAAAACAAAAC
Molecule: messenger RNA, 2869 nt
Organism: Arvicanthis niloticus (Nile rat)
Lineage: Eukaryota; Metazoa; Chordata; Mammalia; Rodentia; Muridae
Source: RefSeq, a predicted model, not a curated record